AUGGACCUCGAUAUCGCGUGUGGUCUCUUCGACGAACUGGGUGUUGAAACCGAAGAAUGGACCCACAGACCUGCCCAAACGGUCAAUCAAACCGACAUGUUGGCGCCCCAAGAGUCCGCAGCCCGUUACAAGACCCAAGGGUAUGCCCAAGAGCUCAAGGAUGAAAUCGUCCCCUACGUCCGCGCAAAGUUAGACGCCGAUAAUUUGGGCGAGUGCCUCAUUGCCAAGAGCAAGACACGAGAGGGCAAACUUGAUCUGGGAAGUAUUGUCUCCGGCGAAUACAAGACGAUCGUUCUUGGGGCUCUCCUCAUGCGUGUUGGGGCCAAGAUUAACGAUGAGGAUCGUCGGCUUCUUCGGGGUCUAGUUUCCAAGGUUGUCUGUAUUCCCGGAAUUGCCUGGCCUCUGGGGGAUGGUGGGUUUCGCAGCCCGGGGAAGGCUCAGUUCCUGGCAGCCCUGGAUGCUUAUGAGCCGGGUAAGCCGCGGGAUUUUCAAGAGUUGAGCUGUUUCCAAUGUGGCAAAAUCGAGUCUGAAAUCGGUAACAAGCCUCUGCAAUUCACCAAGUGCAAGCGAGCCUGGUACUGCAACAAAGUCAGUUAG
This is a messenger RNA of Penicillium cataractarum, 597 nucleotides long. RefSeq lists its product as uncharacterized. The record is from RefSeq and is a predicted model, not a curated record. The transcript has 2 exons. NCBI's taxonomy places the organism in Eukaryota, Fungi, Ascomycota, Eurotiomycetes, Eurotiales, Aspergillaceae. Bases 1 to 597 code for a protein of 198 amino acids.